CCAUAUGGCUGGGAGAAGAUUGAUGAUCCCAUUUAUGGCACUUAUUAUGUUGACCACAUAAAUAGAAGGACACAAUUUGAAAAUCCUGUUCUGGAAGCUAAAAGGAAGCUUCAACAGCGUACCAUGCCCAACGCAGAACUUGGAACAAAGCCUAUGCCUGCCCAAGGUUUCCGAGUAGAAAGCACCCCAGCAACAUUACCUAGGCCCAAUCAUGUUCACCCGCGCCCUGCUCCUCAGAGGUCUCGCAGUGUGAGUGACCUGUUUCAGUGUCGGCGGGACAGUGCCGGAGUUUACAGGCUGUAUGAAAAACCACUCUUCACCCGGGAUGCCUCGCAGCUGAAGGGGACUUUCCUCAGCACAACUCUUAAAAAAAGCAAUAUGGGCUUUGGAUUUACCAUCAUUGGUGGGGAUGAACCUGAUGAGUUUCUGCAGGUGAAGAGUGUCAUUCCCGACGGGCCUGCAGCCCAGGAUGGCAAAAUGGAAACUGGUGAUGUCAUUGUCUAUAUUAAUGAAGUUUGUGUCCUUGGGCAUACUCACGCAGAUGUAGUCAAACUCUUCCAGUCUGUUCCCAUUGGUCAGAGUGUCAACCUGGUGCUAUGUCGUGGAUACCCUCUGCCCUUUGAUCCCGAAGAUCCUGCCAACAGCUUGGUGCCACCACUUGCAGUCAUGGAAAGGCCUCCUGUAGUAGUCAACGGAAGACAUAACUAUGAAACUUAUUUGGAAUACAUUUCUAGAACUUCUCAGUCUGUUCCAGAUGUAACAGAUCGGCCACCACAUUCCUUGCACUCCAUUCCAACAGAUAGUCAGCUUGAUAGUACAUUCCCACCACCCGUUCAUGAUGAUAAUGUAUCCAUGGCUUCUUCUGGGGCCACACAAGCUGAACUCAUGACCUUAACCAUUGUGAAAGGGCCCCAGGGCUUUGGCUUCACUAUAGCAGACAGUCCCACAGGACAGAGAGUGAAGCAAAUUCUAGACAUUCAGGGAUGCCCUGGUUUAUGUGAAGGUGACCUCAUUGUUGAGAUCAACCAGCAGAAUGUACAGAACCUGAGCCAUGCAGAAGUAGUGGAUAUACUUAAGGAAUGUCCAGUUGGAAGUGAGACUUCUUUGAUUAUCCAUAGAGGAGGAUUCUUUUCACCGUGGAAGACUCCAAAGCCUAUGAUGGAACGAUGGGAGAAUCAAGGCAGUCCUCAGACAAGUUUAUCUGCUCCAGCUAUACCACAGAAUAUCCCCUUCCCUCCCACCCUGCACAGGAGUUCUUUUCCUGAUUCCACAGAGGCCUUUGACCCAAGAAAACCUGACCCGUACGAGCUGUAUGAGAAGUCACGCGCUAUUUAUGAAAGUAGGCGUCCAGACUAUAAGGAUUUGGAUGUUCAUCUUCGGAGAAUGGAAUCUGGAUUUGGCUUCAGAAUUCUUGGAGGAGAUGAACCUGGACAGCCCAUCCUAAUUGGAGCAGUGAUUUCUAUGGGCUCAGCAGACAGAGAUGGCCGUCUACAUCCUGGUGAUGAGUUGGUGUAUGUCGAUGGAAUUCCAGUGGCUGGCAAAACUCACCGAUACGUGAUUGAUCUCAUGCAUAAUGCAGCUCGAAAUGGGCAAGUUAAUCUAACUGUGAGAAGAAAGGUGCUACCCACAGACUCCUGGAAUCAGAAAAAUUCUCUCCAACCUGGUGCAACGCCCCCUAGCAGCUCCCCAAACCCUAGGAAAAUGGCCAGUAACCAAGGGGAAUCGUGUCCGGAAAAUGGCAGAAGUCCAGGCUCUGUGUCUACGCAUCACAGUUCUCCGAGAAGUGACUAUGCCACAUAUGCUAACAGCAAUCACGCUGGAUCGAGUAGCAAUGCUACACCCCCAGAGGGCUUUGCUUCACACAGCUUGCAAACAAGUGAUGUCAUUAUCCAUCGCAAGGAGAACGAAGGGUUUGGCUUUGUUAUCAUAAGCUCCUUGAACAGGCCUGAAUCAGGAUCAACAAUAACUGUACCCCAUAAAAUAGGCCGUAUAAUUGAUGGAAGUCCUGCUGAUCGCUGUGCGAAACUUAAAGUCGGAGACCGGAUCUUAGCUGUGAAUGGCCAGUCUAUAAUUAACAUGCCUCAUGCAGAUAUUGUGAAGCUAAUUAAAGAUGCUGGUCUUAGUGUAACUCUUCGCAUCAUUCCUCAGGAGGAGCUGAACAGCCCAGCUUCCGCACCCAGCUCAGAGAAGCAGAGCCCCAUGGCCCAACAGCACAGCCCCAUGGCUCAGCAAAGUCCUCUCUCGCAACAGAGCCCAGUAGCACAGCAGAGCCCCGUAGCACAGCCAGCACCUCCGCAGCCGCUCCAGUCUCAAGGGCACGAAAACAGUUACAGGUCAGAGGUGAAAGCAAGGCAGGAUGUGAAACCCGACAUCCGGCAACCCCCAUUUACAGACUAUCGGCAGCCUUCGACGGACUACAGGCAGCCUCCAUUAGACUACAGGCACCCUCCAGUAUUGGAUUACCAGCAACCACCUCCUCUGGACUACAGGCAACCCCCUUUGAUGGAUUACAGGCAACAUUCUCCUGACACCAGGCAAUACCCCUUAUCAGAUUACAGGCAGCCCCAGGAUUUUGAUUAUUUUACUGUUGACAUGGAGAAAGGAACCAAAGGGUUUGGAUUCAGUAUUCGAGGAGGAAGAGAAUACAAAAUGGAUCUCUAUGUGUUGAGGUUGGCAGAAGAUGGGCCAGCAAUAAGAAAUGGAAGGAUGAGGGUGGGGGAUCAAAUAAUUGAAAUUAAUGGGGAAAGCACAAGAGACAUGACACAUGCCAGAGCAAUAGAGCUAAUAAAAUCUGGUGGCAGGAGAGUGCGGCUGCUAUUGAAACGUGGAACUGGACAAGUCCCAGAAUAUGACGAACCAAACUCCUGGAGUUCUCCCUCUGCCACCUCCCCAGGUCUGCCGGAAGUAACUAUUUCCCUCGAUGACAUUGUCUCACCAUUUUCUUCAUCACAUCUAGUCCAACCCUCUGACCCUUCCCACCAGAUGCACCCAGAAUCAACAUGGGAUAUCAAGAGGGAACCUGAUGUCAGAAAACCAAAGGAGCUUUCAGUGAACAGCCACAAAAAGAAAAGGUUAGGGGAGCAAACAGAGAAGUCUGCAAGCCCUAAAAAAGCAGACCGGUCAAAGCAUGAAGAGGCUUCCAGGAAAGGAAGCACAGAAAGCCAGAGUAAGUCCAGUGAAAGCGGCAGGCCGGCAUCGGAAAAUAAGGCAGUGGAAGGGAACACAACAGCCGAGGCUGGAGAACGAGAUCCUGGGUAUGCUGGAACCAAUGCCGAACUGGCUGGGAGAGCCAAGUGGCAGGAAAGCAGCAAAAGAGGAAGCUCUCUCAGCACAAAAGACCACAGUGCCACAGUUGCCACAGAAAAGAAAUCGGCUGCAGCUCCUGAACACGUCAAGCUCGAUUCCACUGGUGCUACAAAGACGUACAGUAGCAAUAGCUGCAGCUCUCAUGGGAGUGACAUGGACCAUGGUCAGAAGGAACCAGACAGGAGACCCAGCGAGUUCCCACGGAAGGGACACCCCCACUCCACUCACACGCGCAGCACCAACACAACAUCCCGGAAGGCAACUGUCUCGCCGGGACCAUGGAAGAUUCCUGGCUCCAAUAAGCUACCUGGCGUCCUAAAAUCUAGCACAUCUGCUAUGAGCAGAUAGAUUUGCGACUGUUGCCCUCUGUUUCUCAGUGAUGCAGAACAUCCUCCUUCGCUUCUGUCUCACGUUGGUUUACUUUAAUUUAUUUUAACUACCACACACAUCCAUUGCUCAAAACACUGAGAAACAGAAACAAUAAUGUGUAAUUCCAUGACAACGUGCAUAGCGUCUAAUCAGUUGAAGCAACGUGUAGUCACGCAGUAUUUAAAUGUGACCUUCAAGUCCCCAGUUUCAUUUUAGAGACUUUGGCAGCUAUGGAAGAAACCAAAAUAAUAUGAAGGACAGACAAACCACAAAGAUGGUGCAGUGUAGCUUUAGUAGGUUGUUUGUCAUUGAAUGAAGGACUUGGGAUUUUCAUUCAAACUUUAUAUCAAGAAACUGGAAGAAGUUUUAGCAAUCACAAACUGGAACAUCGCCUUAAAUAAAAAAUAAAAAACUGCACGGAGCAAAGCGGAAAGAGGAAGAGAAUCUUUUAUCUGAGUUAAAUGUUGUAAAUAAAAUUAUUCUCAACAUAUCCAGACAGGGGUUUGAUGCGUUUGAAAUUGUACACCCAUGACCAUGUCUCCACUGUUAACACUUUGGAAUGGGCCACCCCCAAGCCAGUAGCAGAAGUCAUGACACAAGGCAAGGAAUCCUAGUGGAUUAGCUGGUGCGAUUCCAUUUCUACUGCCUUUGUGUGUGUGUGUGUGUGUGUGUGUGAACAAAACCAUAUUUCUGUAUGUUGGGGAAAGGGAGUGGAAGUGUAUUUGCAAACCUAGCUUCAAAAGCAAUUUUCCGCAGGUGUCUCCCGUUCCCACACAGGGAAUCCCACAAACUACACAAAGUGUCAGCUACUCACGUGGAGAACCGUAACGUGUCGUUGCCACUAUGAGGAAGGGACAAUGAUUGAAAAACGCAGUCCUUUCAGAACAGUCUCUGUCUCUUGCAGGCAUUAAAAAGUGUCUAAGCGUUAGUCCAAUCUUCCUUU
Molecule: messenger RNA, 4618 nt
Organism: Euleptes europaea (tarantolino)
Lineage: Eukaryota; Metazoa; Chordata; Lepidosauria; Squamata; Sphaerodactylidae
Product: membrane-associated guanylate kinase, WW and PDZ domain-containing protein 2-like
Exons: 17
Coding region: 124-3654 (1176 amino acids)
Biological process (GO): receptor clustering; signal transduction
Cellular component (GO): cytoplasm; dendrite
Molecular function (GO): type II activin receptor binding; SMAD binding; beta-1 adrenergic receptor binding
Source: RefSeq, a predicted model, not a curated record